Messenger RNA from Hydractinia symbiolongicarpus, 1950 nucleotides. RefSeq names its product nuclear transcription factor Y subunit beta-like. NCBI's taxonomy places the organism in Eukaryota, Metazoa, Cnidaria, Hydrozoa, Anthoathecata, Hydractiniidae. The coding region runs from base 646 to 1743 and encodes 365 amino acids. The record is from RefSeq and is a predicted model, not a curated record. The transcript is spliced from 2 exons.
GUUCCAAUUUUUCAAAUCUUUACUAUAUUUAGUUUGUUGUUAUCAUUUUUUGCUCUAAAUGGGCAUAAUUAAAGUUCCCACUGUUACAUUUUGACUGCAAACAUUUGCUACUACUAAAGGUGAGUAUGGAACACUUUCAGGUAACAGCACGAAAGAGAGAAUAAAACUAUAUUUACAUUUCAUGUACGUUUAUGUUUAGCUAAACUAUUAUGUUUAGUUAAACAUCGUACAUGAAAUGUAAAAAUAUUCUUAAAUGUCUUAGUUUGUCAUCUACUAUCAACAUAUAUUUCUUUAAAUUUUUCUUGGAACAACAACACCCUAAUAGCCAAUGCAUUGGCAGGCUAUGAAGGUAAACAUGUUUAAAUCUCGUGAUAAUUGUAUAUCAUAAACAAGAGUAACUUGUAACAAUAGUGUUUAUUUGUCAAUAAUGUCCUAUUAUGUUAUAUUUUCCUAAUUAAUUGCUUGUUUUAAGAGUUUAAACGAACUAUUUAUGAGAUUUACACAAGAUUUCCAUGCUGCAUGAAUUAUCCUGUCAUGUAUACAUAGACAAAUCUUAAGAAACAAGCUUUUAGGAUUCUCACAAAAUUUUAUCGCAAACAAAUACACAGAUCACCAGGUUUUUUAUUUUAGGUAUUAACAGUAAAUAUGUCUUCUGCAUUUGCUGGAAAUGCUGCUGGCAGAAGGGAACCAAUUACACAAGCAUCUGUUCAAAAGAUGUUGGAUGAAAACACUCAACUUAUUCAAGCCAUUAUGGAAUAUCAAAAUCAAGGGAAAGCUAGAGAGUGUGCUCAGUAUCAGCAACUUUUACACAGAAACUUAAUCUUUUUAGCCACACUUGCUGAUUCUACGUUAAAUCAGCAGCAAGCUCAACAACAAAACCAAACUCAGAAUUCACAAGCAGUUACUUCAGCAACACAAUCCUCUCAUCAACCACAGCAAACAAAUCAACAGUUUCAGCAACAUCCCCAAACUGUGAUGCAGCAACAACAACAACAACAACCAGUUACUCCUUCCCAGCAGCAGCAACAAACAUCACAGUCUCAGCACUUGCAACAGCAAAUCCAACAACAGCAGCAACAACAGAAACUUCAACAGCAACAAAUGCUGCAACAACAACAGCAAAUGCAACAGAUGCAGCAGAAAAAUAAUAGCACAACACCUCCAAAUACUGCAUUCCAAAAUCUCAUCCAAAACUCAAAUAGCAAUGGUACUGCUAAUCUUUCUGCUUCUGUAGCCAAUACUAGUAGUAGCUCUGUUACGAACAAUUCUACCUCUUCUAGUGCUCCUACAUCAAGUAUCGACUCAUCAUCUACUGCUGAAAGUAAUAAUACAAAUGCAAAUCCUGCAGCAAUUUCAUCCACAAAUCUUUCAAUUCAAAGUCCAGGCAAUGCAACUAAUAGCCAAAAAAUCAGUAAUCCAACUAUGAUGACGACUACCAACAUGAACCAUGCUCGGGUAGCUAUGUUGGGCUCUUAUGGACAACAGGGUAUGGCUAUGCCAAACAUGUUAAAUGCAAAUAUGCCACGUUCUAACAUGAUACCUCCAAACAUGAUGCCUGGUUUAACGCAAUCUGCAUUAAUGUCUAAUAUGAUUCAAGGUGGGAUGUCUGCAGCUCCAUCUGCUGAAAUGAUUCAAAAUAUGUUAAUGCAACAGCGGAUGUCACAAUCAACAUUACCUGACAGUCAAUUUCAAGGUGGCUCACCAAUGCCACCUGGCAGUGCCCCACCAUCUUCAGGAUUUUAAAACACUUAGCCAACAACUUAGCAAUGUCACUACUGCUGAACAAUUGGUGUUUAUAACACGAACUGGAAUGCAAUAUGUCAUAUUUAACAAUUACGUUAAAAAAUGCUGACUAGAAGUUCCAAUGAAUUGUGCAAACAUUUUUGAUGAUGUGACAUUUAUAAAUCUUGUUUGUACCUAUAUGUUUUAAAUAACUUAAGAUAAUAUAGA